This is a messenger RNA of Sceloporus undulatus (fence lizard), 3661 nucleotides long. RefSeq names its product synaptotagmin 5 (gene SYT5). The record is from RefSeq and is a predicted model, not a curated record. The transcript is spliced from 9 exons. Gene Ontology annotation, biological process: calcium ion-regulated exocytosis of neurotransmitter; cellular response to calcium ion; regulation of calcium ion-dependent exocytosis. Gene Ontology annotation, molecular function: phosphatidylserine binding; calcium ion binding; calcium-dependent phospholipid binding. Gene Ontology annotation, cellular component: axon; synaptic vesicle membrane; dense core granule. Bases 364 to 1614 code for a protein of 416 amino acids. Lineage: Eukaryota; Metazoa; Chordata; Lepidosauria; Squamata; Phrynosomatidae.
CACACCCCCAAACCCAGAGCCAGUGGCUGCUUGCCUUUCUGGUGCCUGUCUCUCCCCCGCUCCCCCUCACCUGCCCCUCCUCUCCGCCAGCCACCUUUCAGCACCAGGGAGCGCGGACAGCUCCUCCGGCCCAGGCUCCGCGCGAGGGGCCCACGCCCACCAGCCCCGCCCGGCGCUGGCUCCAGCUCCCUCCUUCUCUCCUCGGUCCUCUUGCCUCCUGCAUCCCUUCCCUGGCUCCGGAACCCUCCUCCUCUCGCAAACAGCAGCCCUUCUGGGAAGCGGAGGGAAGGAAGGGAGGAAGGAAGGAAGGAAUUAAAGAAGGAAAGAGGAGAAGAAAAAGAAGAAGAAGACAAGGGGUCCACAAUGAAUGCAGCACGGAGGUCAGCGCGGGUGGAUUCAGAGGUGACAGACUCCGAAAUGGAGCCAUCCCUCAAUGCCACCGAAAUGCCCACCAAGGAGAAUGUUUUUUCUGACAUGAAAGACAAAUUCAUGAACAAACUGGGAAAACUGCCAAUACCACCCUGGGCUUUGGCCACGAUCCUCAUCGUUGCUGGCGUCCUGUUCCUCUGCUGCUGCUUCUGCGCCUGUAAAAAAUGCUGUGGCAAGAAGAAGAAAGGAAAGAAAGGGAAAGACAAAGUGAAGGCUCAGAUCAAUAUGAAGGAGGUGAAGGAGCUGGGCAAAAGCUACAUUGAUAAGGUUCAGCCUGAAGUAGAAGAUUUGGACCCAUCACUGUUGCAGGAUUCCAAAGAGGAGAAGCCCCAGGAGAAGCUGGGGAAACUCCAGUACUCACUUGACUAUGACUUCCAAAGCACACAGCUGGUAGUAGGCAUUAUACAAGCUGCUGACCUCCCAGCGCUGGACAUUGGAGGCACCUCUGACCCUUAUGUCAAAGUCUUCCUGCUCCCAGAGAAAAAGAAAAAGUUUGAGACCAAAGUCCAUCGCAAAACCCUCAACCCCACGUUCAAUGAGUCCUUCACAUUUAAGGUUCCCUACUCAGAGCUGGGUGGCAAGACCCUUGUCAUGGCCGUGUAUGAUUUUGAUCGCUUCUCCAAGCACGAUGCCAUCGGUGAGAUCCGUAUUCCCAUGAACACAGUAGAUCUGGCACAUGUGAUUGAGGAGUGGCGGGACCUACAGUCAGCUGAGAAGGAAGAGCAUGAAAAGCUGGGAGAUGUCUGCUUUUCACUCCGGUAUGUCCCUACAGCUGGGAAGCUAACCGUGAUUGUGUUGGAAGCCAAAAACCUCAAAAAGAUGGAUGUGGGAGGCCUUUCAGAUCCCUAUGUUAAAAUCCAUCUCAUGCAAGGAGGGAAACGUAUCAAGAAGAAGAAAACAACCAUCAAGAAGAAUACACUCAAUCCUUAUUACAAUGAGUCCUUCAGCUUUGAGGUGCCUUUCGAACAGAUCCAGAAAGUCCAAGUUGUUUUGACCGUCCUGGAUUACGACAAGCUGGGCAAGAACGAAGCCAUCGGAAAGGUCUUUGUGGGCUGUAAUGCUACAGGCGCAGAGCUUCGCCACUGGUCCGAUAUGUUGGCCAACCCUCGGCGACCCAUUGCCCAGUGGCACACCCUGCAGCCCGAAGAAGAGGUGGAUGCAGCGGUUGGCAUAAAGACCUCUUGAUGCCCCUUUCCUGUCGGCCGAAUUGUCUGGCAACAGUUCUGUCUCCUGUCCAGAGCGCAUGGGAGUGUGUGGGUGAGGCGCCCCUGAAAAUGUGUGUGUGGAGAGGGGAGCCUGUGAGCCUGUCUCUUCUCUCAGAGCCAUUACCUGUUGAAAAAAAAAUCUUCCAAGAUUUAAAAAAAAAUCCUGUUUUUUAUCCACUGUGUGAAAAAGGAAGGAAGCUUACAUAGUAGUUGGAGACAGGUGAGAGGUUUACUACAGGUUUAGUGUGAAGCUGACAAUGCAAAUUUUGCAGGUUUAGGUAUUUUGGUUUCAGACAUGAGUCAUUCUCCUUACUGUUUGACCAAAAAGAAACCCUUUAAAUUAUUGGAUAAUGUGUUACCAUUGCCACAGGCCUCAAAUAAACCUACUGUUUAUUCCUUUUAACCUUUGCUUAUACAUUACUGUAGAUUUGCGACAGGUGUCUUUAAAUGAAACCAUUUCGUACACAUUUAGGAUAAUGUUCUGCGGUGCCAUGUUUGAAAACUAGACCUCCUGUGGAAAUCUGUUGUAAACAAUGUCAGCAGAUGUAGCUACAACCGGUUUACUAAAAAAUUGCAAUGUUUCCUUUAAUUACAUUAACUAUAUAACCUUGGGCAUUGUGUUAUGAUAUUGCUCUCGAAAGUACGGUGCAAAGUUAAAAACCAUACCGGAAAUGUUUUAAAACGUGUUUAGAAUAAAUGUUUUAAAACGUAGUUAGGAAACGAAGAUUUUCUGCAACUUGAAAAUGGCUUUUCUUUCUGACCAAGAUGCAAUUUAUAUCCACUUACGUGGUUUGGUAUUUCAUUCAAAGUAGACAUAUAUAGAAUUAUAUCAUACAAUAACUUUACAGCUUUGGUCUUUGUGUUGCAAAACACUUAAAAUUUGGGUUUUGUUAGCAAAACCAAAACACUGUUGACUUAGGGUAAGACUUCAAAAUAUAUUGGGCACGAGCUUAAUAUACAGGACUCUAGAAAGUGUGUGGUAGUAUAUCCAAAUUAUUUUACAUUGCAAAAUGUUCACAUACCUAUCUGGCAUAUAAAAACUAGCCAUCAUUUGCAGAACUACUGUGGAUGUGUUUAGCUGCUCAACUAAAUCUUAGUACACAUUUGGAACUGAGUUUCUCCUGCAAGAUCGCCACAAUUUUUUUCACUUUUGAUCUUAAAGCGUAGAAGAGCGUUAAACGUCCAUCAGCCAAUGUCUUAAACUGUUCGUAUCUAGCUUAUCCUACUUUCUAGUGAUCUAAGUUAGACUUUUAUAAAAGUUUGAACAUAGCCAUUGACCAGUUUUACAACAUUCGCUUUACAAUGUAUUUAUUAAAUGGUUGAUAUGGAUAUUAUAGAAAAUUUGCUAUAAGCUUUAUGUAGACCAGUUAACUACCGAUUUCCUAGUGUUUUACUACCCAACUUGUAAUAAUUUUGCUAUGUUAAAAAACAAGUUUACAUUUUUGCUACAAGCUUAAGACUGGUUUAUUAUUACAACUGCAACGAGUUUGAUGUUUGUUAGCAAGCAGUUUGACACAUUUUAUAAAUGACAGAGCAUUUAUCCAGAUGUUUAUUCUAGGAUUUACAGCUGGUUUACAACUGUUUUACACAGGCUGAAAAAUGUUUACAAUCCAUUAACCUUUGCUGUGGAAACCUUACAAGACAAACUGGUUUUACAACACAUAUUUUGUAACUCUAUAAGUAAUUCUCUACAUGACUCACUAAUAUGCCGAAUGUUUAUUUAGUAAGUAAAUUUACAACAGGAACAAUGUCGUUUUAAAGGAUUUCCAACCAUUUAACUUCAGCAGAGCUGAAAUUAAGGUGGACGCAUUUAUAUGAAAACUUUAAAUAUUUGAAUUCCAAUUCCAAUUGUAGUCAGAUCUCAAAAAUUAAAUGCAAAACAUGAAUUCUGGAUACUUUCUGAGAAGUUUUUGUGUCAGACCAAAUAGCUAUGCAGACUGAGGGAUUCUCAGAGUUGUAUCCCAAAAGUAAAUUUAGGCUGCAUCCACACUGGAGAAAUGACCCAGUUGGCACCAGUGUGACUGCCC